Messenger RNA from Sinocyclocheilus grahami, 318 nucleotides. Its product is annotated as tolloid-like protein 1. The record is from RefSeq and is a predicted model, not a curated record. Bases 22 to 318 code for a protein of 98 amino acids. NCBI's taxonomy places the organism in Eukaryota, Metazoa, Chordata, Actinopteri, Cypriniformes, Cyprinidae. The transcript has 3 exons.
UCCUGCUCCACUAGCCCAAUCAUGGACCUCGCAGCGAGGUGUGCGCUCCUGCUCUCCGGCUUCGCCCUGCUCGCAGCGCUCGAUCUGGACGCGAUUGACCCCGGCUACUAUGUGGAGACCAGCAGCCCGUCAGAUGUGAUCGACUACAAAGAUCCCUGCAAAGCUGUUGCUUAUCUCGGAGACAUCGCGCUGGAUGAGGAAGAUAUGCGCAUGUUUAAAGUGGACCGCAUUGUGAAUUUAGCAGAGAGAACAGUCACAGUUCUGAAUCACACAGAUGCGGGCUUAAUUGGCAGUCAGAGACUCAGGAAGAGAACUUGA